UAAGACGGCAAAAGCUAGGGCUCACAGCUGCUUUCGUUAAAAUGGCCACAAGAAUAAUUUACUUCACGGUGAAUGGGAGACCAGAAAAAGCAGAGUUUCUUCCUGACUGCCCGGCUCAGGAUGUCAAAGAUCUGUUCCGAGUGGCAGCUGAAGCUGGCCCCCAUGACAUUCUGAAAUUGUACAACACCAAUGGCAGCAUCAUCAAUAUCUCCCCCCAUCUGGAGCCCAACAACCCCCAUGCCUGCUACAAACUAGAGGUGGUGGCUGCAGACUGUAACAGAAAGCCUUUGGGUGAAGAACUUACAGUUGCUUUAGGGUUUGAUCUUUCUUCCAUGGAAAAAAGAUUACAGAGCCUGGAGAAGAAGAUCUUGUUUGAGUCUGGGGAGACGCCGACUGUUGUUUAUGAGAUGAAAACUCAGGUGGAGAUGUUCCGUGAGAAACUUGAGUCUGUCGAACACCUAAGUUGGCUGGGGCUCUUCAAGGAACUGUCAGAGGGGAAAUGCAAGCCAUCCCCUUUCUACCAUAAGAGGACGCUGCGUAAGAACCGCGAGGAGUGUGAGCGUGUGCGGGACAAAUUUCUCCAGAUGAGCACUCUAGAAGUCACAGACGAGGUGAGACAAUAUCUCAAAACCCCCACCUUUGACAACUGGCAGUGGGAGGACACUGAGAUCAUGGUGCUGCUCCAGGUGAUGUACACAGACCUGGACUUCAUAUCCACCUUCAACAUCGAAGUGGAGGUCCUCCAGCAGUUCCUGUACGAGGUCUACCGGCGCUACAACAACAUCCCCUUCCACAACUUCAAGCACUGCUUCUGUGUGACCCAGAUGAUGUAUGGACUCAUCUGGCUCACAGACCUGAGGACUAAAAUGGAAAGCAUUGACCUCCUGAUCAUGUUAACCUCAGCAGUCUGUCAUGACUUGGACCAUACUGGCUACAACAAUGCCUACCAGAUUAAUGCACGUACAGAGCUUGCCUUGCGUUACAAUGACAUCUCUCCCCUGGAGAACCACCACUGUGCUGUGGCCUUUGAGAUCCUAGAAAAGAAAGAAAGCAAUAUUUUCAGAAACCUGACAACUGAGCAGUAUAAAAGGAUAAGAGAAGGCAUGAUAAAGUGCAUCCUUGCUACAGACAUGACAAGGCACAAUGAGAUCCUGAAUAAAUUCAAAUCCAUUUUGUCCUCAUUUGAUUUUGGCAACAAGGACCACAAGGAUGUGCUGAUGAUGAUCAUGAUCAAAGUGAGUGACAUCUCCAAUGAGGCGCGGCCCAUGGAUGUGGCUGAGCCCUGGCUGGACUGUCUGCUGCAGGAGUUCUUCAAUCAGAGUGACAUGGAGAAGCUGGAGGGCCUACCUGUCACCCCGUUCAUGGACCGGGACAAGGUGACCAAGCCCUCUUCCCAGACUGGCUUCAUUCGCUUCGUCCUCUUCCCCCUGUUCAUUGAGCUGGCCAACCUGUUCCCUUGUCUGGAGCAACACAUCAUUGAUCCCGUGCGCAAGGCCCUAGACUACUACACUGAGAUGGAGAAAGCCCUGGACAAGGAGAAACAGACCUGAGGCCAAAGCACCACCAUGGGCAACAGAGGUGCACCGUGGGAACCCAAUACCCA
This is a messenger RNA of Conger conger (European conger), 1603 nucleotides long. Its product is annotated as high affinity cGMP-specific 3',5'-cyclic phosphodiesterase 9A. Gene Ontology annotation, biological process: cGMP catabolic process. The record is from RefSeq and is a predicted model, not a curated record. Lineage: Eukaryota; Metazoa; Chordata; Actinopteri; Anguilliformes; Congridae. The coding region runs from base 42 to 1550 and encodes 502 amino acids. Gene Ontology annotation, molecular function: 3',5'-cyclic-GMP phosphodiesterase activity. The transcript is spliced from 14 exons.